This is a messenger RNA of Oncorhynchus keta (chum salmon), 1757 nucleotides long. RefSeq lists its product as uncharacterized. The transcript is spliced from 7 exons. The record is from RefSeq and is a predicted model, not a curated record. Lineage: Eukaryota; Metazoa; Chordata; Actinopteri; Salmoniformes; Salmonidae. Gene Ontology annotation, biological process: regulation of apoptotic process. Bases 153 to 1157 code for a protein of 334 amino acids.
GAGCACGAAAACAAAACAGAGCAGGCUAUUUCCGGUUAGGCUACAUUUCAAAGAUAAUGAAAGUGAAAGGGUGUUGUCUAACAUAGGCUAGAUAGGUUAACCUACACGACAUAUUGUUCUGCAGUCCCUAUACGUUUUCUUCAAGGUGCUGGAUGGCAGGAAGCUUGGCCCCAGUGAAGUACUGGGCCAUAUGCACUACCUUCUGUCGCGCCUUACGGUCAGAUGCCGAGCAGUUGCCAUACCAGGUGGUGAUGCAACCGGUCAGGAUGCUCUCGAUGGUGGGAAAGGGCAGUGUGGAGUGCAAUAGAGAUUGCAUCAUCUGUGGAUCUGUUUGGGCGGUAUGCAAAUUGGAUUUCUUGGAUAAUGGUGUUGUGAACCAUGACCAUCAUUUCAAAACACUUCAUGGCUACAGACGUGAGUGCUACGGCAUGGAUAAAUUGAGAAAGAUAAGGAUAGUUCUGACAGAAAUCUUGUCAGCGGACGCCAGUUACAUCCUUCAGCAUGUACACCAGGAGGACCUGGUGACGCCACGCGAAUACAGGAGCCUGCACAAUGUCAGUAAAUUACAUCCAGAAGAUUCCAUUGUCGAUCUGCUGGAUUCACUCCUAAUGAAAGGAGGAGAUGAGAAAUGCACUAGAUUCCUGACCCUGUUGCAGGAGCCAGUCAUCAGAUCAACCUACCCCAAACUGGAAGAAAUCAAACACAUCGACAUAGCUCCGGCACCCAGUAGCCCAGCACCCCCAGACGAUGUCCGAGCCUGUGCCUCCUCCACAGUCCACACCCGUCGCCCAACCACAUCAGGUUCAAACAUUCCAACUACUCCUGUGAAAAAGAAUAACCGGAGAAGUACCACUGCGUGUGGAACCAUCACAGACGUUUCUGAAGUGAAGAUGGGGCAGAUGGGGGGGAAAUACUACCAAGCUGUUCUAAACCAAGAGGAUGGGCCCAUGGUCAUUCUCAUUUUGGAUCUAGAGAAACGAAAUAACUUUCUAGGAGCAGAGAAGAGAAGGUCUUCUGUAAAGUUGAAGAGAAUCUCAUUCGAGAAACUUGGAAUUAACAAGUACCAAGAGGGGAUAAAGUUCACAAACAAAUCCGAAUUGACUUACACAAGAGUCAAAAACACUAAAAAGAUGGAACCCACUGCUGAUGAAAAAUAAUAAAAAAAAUGUUUUUAACUAGAAUGAAAUUUUAAGGGUGACCUACUGACCAGACCAGAGGCAAUUCAUUAACUACCUAGCCAACAUUAUGUAAAUACUCUACAAUGAUGAUACCAAUCACCAUAUCAAACCACUUGCCUAAUAAUGUGUAGCCCACUGCAGCUCAAAGAAAAUUGAGUAGUUACAGGUCAACUGUGUAUUAGCAUAUUGUUUGUGAAAUAAUUGUAACAACACAGAAUAACUAUUCCAACACAGUAGUAGCCUACUGUUUUUACAAAAUCACUAUUGCACUAGUGCUGAAUGCUCAUAGGCAGUUUUUGAAAAUGUAAUUUCUUCUCUUUACCACAAGAUGGUACCACAAGAUGGGUGUUGAAAGUUACAUUUAAUGGCUGAACCACUUCACCUGCUGUGGACACUGUUCAAUAUGUGUUUUACUGUAACACCAGUUGGUUCAGCAUUAAUCUAAUUUACCAUUCUGAGGUACUAUGAGAAGUUCGAAGUUUCUCUUUUUGUUAUGGAUCCUUUUUUUACGCGUCGUAUUUUCUCUACAUAAUGCACAUUUUUGUGAACAACAGACCAUAAAGUAAUAUCUCAUCUAAA